AUGCCCCCCAUGCGCUCUGUGAACAGAGGGAACCCAGAGUGUAAGAAGAAUUCCCAGCCCUGGCAUGCAGCGCUGGAAUCCAAUGACUAUGUCAAAUGUGGGGGAGUCCUGGUGCACCCCCAGUGGGUGCUCACAGCCGCCCACUGCAUGAGCAGAGGUUUCUACGACUCCCCGCAACAUAAGGACUCCCCGCACCACGAGGACUCCCCGCACCGUAAGGACUCCCCGCACCACGAGGACUCCCCGCAACGUAAGGACUCCCCGCACCACGAGGACUUCCCACACCACCAGGACUCCCCGCACCUGGAGAAGUACCCGCACCGGGAGAACUCCCCGCACCGGGAGAAGUACCCACACCAGGAGAACUCCCCGUACCGGGAGAAGUACCCGCACCGGAAGAAGUACCUGCACCGGGAGAACUCCCCACACACAUUGGGAGCCCAGUACUUCCAGGGUGUGGAACACAUCCCACACCCCAAGUUCAACCGGAGCCUCCAAAAUGUCUUCACUCGCACCCCAGAGGACGACUUCAGCCACGACAUCAUGCUGGUGCGCUUGCACGCAGCUGCCCUGAUCACAGACACCGUGGGAAUCCUCAGCCUGCCCACGCGGGAACCGCAGCUGGGCAGCAACUGCCACGUCGCCGGCUGGGGCAGCCUCGCUUCAUCAUACCAGUACCUUCACAAGACCAAGCUGCGGUGCGCGGAAACCAGUGUCCUGUCCAGAGACGCGUGUGAACAGGCCCACCCCCAGGCGGUGACACGGCACAUGCUGUGUGCCGGCCAGGAGGAGCCCCGCUCAGCUGCCUGCGUGAGUGACCUCGGAGGCCCUCUGAUCUGCGAUGGCGAGUUACACGGCAUUGCCUCAUGGGACCCGGCAAUGUGUGAUGGACGCAAUGCCCCCGGGAUCUACACCAAGGUGAUAGACUACGUGCCCUGGAUCCAGCAGACCAUCCAGGCCAACCCCUGA
This is a messenger RNA of Condylura cristata (star-nosed mole), 969 nucleotides long. Its product is annotated as prostate-specific antigen-like. The transcript is spliced from 5 exons. NCBI's taxonomy places the organism in Eukaryota, Metazoa, Chordata, Mammalia, Eulipotyphla, Talpidae. Gene Ontology annotation, molecular function: serine-type endopeptidase activity. Gene Ontology annotation, biological process: proteolysis. The coding region runs from base 1 to 969 and encodes 322 amino acids. The record is from RefSeq and is a predicted model, not a curated record.